CUGUCAAAUUAACUGAACCAGCUCACAGAAGUUGGGUAAAAAAAAGACCCACACCGAAAAGUCAAUAAAAAUGAAAAAUAAAUAAAUCUUACGUAGAGCACAUUAAUGCUUUAACCAAACCAAAAAUAUCUAAUAUAAAUAUUACUAUCCAUUAGUUCAUCGCUCACUCUGCGACACACACACACACACACAACUAUGGAGCUCGUCACAACUCUAGCCAGCUGGUUAACGCCGACGACUCUCUUCCUCCUCCUCAAUUUCACCAUCGGCACCAUUUUCUUCACCAACAGGCUCGGUUCCGGUUCUAAGAAACACCAACCGCAUCAAGAUGGGUUCGGUUCAGGUCCUAACCAUUAUCCGGCGCGGUUAGGCAGACCUCCCUCGUUCGUAGAAAGAGUUAAGUCCAUCAACUUCAGUCUCUACAACUCUCCUUCCCAUGAAUCCGAGAUCCACUUCCACGGGUCGGAUCCUAACCCGAACCCGGCUCCGUCUCUCUUUCAACGGGUCAGAUCCUUCAACAUGCCUUCCUUCAAGUUCCCACAACACAAUUCAGAAGGAGACUACGCUGCUUACGCACUCACGACCCCACCCGAGGAUCCGAACCGGGUCGACCCGAAAGACAAGAUCCGAGAAGAUGACGUUCCGACACAACCUCCGUCUCUCUUGCAGCGUGUGAAGUCCAUCAAGCUCCCUUCACUGUACAGAUCCGAGCCAGAACAGAGCUCCGAGGAGAAACCGCCGGAGAGGACGAAGUCGGAGCCGUGUAAGCCGGCGACGAAGAGCAAGAAGAAGAAGGCGGUGAAGAAGAUGACGAAAUCCGCUAGCGAGAAAGUCAGCGUCGGGCACAUUGGCCGGGAGGAGGAGACGGUUGAGGCGGUGGAGAAGAGGCGGCCGGAGACGACGAGGGUCGAGAGAACGACGUCGAUCGACGAAGGAGAGGAAGGUGUGGACGACAAAGCAUCAGACUUCAUCAACAAGUUUAAGCAGCAGCUGAAACUACAGAGGCUGGAUUCGUUUCUCAGGUACCGAGAGAUGCUCAAGAACAACUAGUUUUACGGUUUUACCCUUUGUCGGAAUGGGGUCUCUUGUGGGGUCUACUUGGUUAAAAAACAGAAAUACCCUUGUUUGAAGGGCGUUUUGGUCAUUUAGCAGCAUAUUACUUGUCAUUAGAUUUGGUGAUAAGUGCUGACAAACUAGUUAUGUCGUGUUCGUAAUUUCUAGAUCUGGACGUUUGGGUUCUACUGCACUUUUCUUUUUACUUUUACGUCUUUAGUCGGCCAAAGUAGUUUCUGCUACUACUUUUACGUUAAAAGGUUCUUAUAUUAUAAUUUUCUAAUGCUUUAAUCAAAACAUUCAUUGAGUUAUUAAAUA
Messenger RNA from Eruca vesicaria subsp. sativa (arugula), 1371 nucleotides. The record is from the annotation of a GenBank genome assembly. NCBI's taxonomy places the organism in Eukaryota, Viridiplantae, Streptophyta, Magnoliopsida, Brassicales, Brassicaceae.